Molecule: messenger RNA, 1431 nt
Organism: Erythranthe guttata (spotted monkey flower)
Lineage: Eukaryota; Viridiplantae; Streptophyta; Magnoliopsida; Lamiales; Phrymaceae
Source: RefSeq, a predicted model, not a curated record
AUGUGCUUGUUGAGGUGGAUUUUUGGCAUGCAUAGGGAAUUGUGCCAAAAGAAGUCAGAGGCGAAUUCUACAAAAGCAGAAACCACCUCUGCAAGAGGCGAUUUCUGCCAAAGCCUGCUGCAAAGCAGCCUCACUUUAUUUCGGUCACCAAUAAUCGAGAGGAGGGGGUUGUGGGGUGGGGCCAAUUUUGCAUUUAAAUUGGCAGGUUUUGCCGACUCAAUGUCUGUCGAGCUGAAAUUCACCAAUCCAAUGUCCGCCGAGCUGAAUUUCGCCGACUCAAAAUCCUCCGACGAGCAGAAUAACUCAGACGAGCUGGAGAUAUCCGACGAGCAGGAUCUCCCUAAUGAGCUGGAGAUAUCCGACGAGAAGGACCUCGCCCACGAGCUGGAUCUCCCUGACGAGCUGGAGAUAUCCGGCGAGCAGGAUAUCUGCGACGAGCAACAUACCUUCGACGAGCAGGAUCUCGCCGACGAGCACGAGAUAUCUGACGAGCAGGAUCUCUCCGACGAACAGCAUACCUUCGACGAGCAGGAUCUCGCCGAUGAGCAGGAGGUAUCCGACGAGCAGGAUCUCUUUGACGAACAGCAUACCUCCGACGAGCAGGAUCUCCCGGACGAGCUGGAGAUAUCCGACAAGCAGUAUCUCGCCGACGAGCAAGAUCUCGCCGACGAGCGGGAUCUCGCCGACGAGCAGGAGAUAUCCGACGAGCAGGAUCUCUCCGACGAGCAGAAUACCUCUAACGAGCAGAAUAACUUAGACGAGCAAAAGAUAUCCGACGAGCAGCAUACCUCCGACGAGCAGGAUCUCGCCGAUGAGCAGGAGGUAUCAGACGAGCUGAGGAUAUCCGACGAGCAGUAUCUUGCCGACGAGCAGGAUCUCCCUGACGAGCAAGAGAUAUCCGACGAGCAACAUACGUUCGACGAGCAGGAUCUCGCCGACGAGCAAGAGAUAUCCGACGAGCAGGAUCUCUUUGACGAACAGCAUACCUCCGACGAGCAGGAUCUCCCGGACGAGCUAUCUCGCCGACGAGCAGGUGAGCAGGCGAGCUUCGAAAAAUCCGACGAGCAAGAUAUCGCCGACGAGCAAGAGAUUUCCGACAAGCAGGAUCUCUCCGACGAGCGGCAUACCUUCGACGAGCAGGAUCUCGCCGACGAGCAAGAGAUAUCCGACGAGCAGGAUCUCUUUGACGAGCAGCAUACCUCCGACGAGCAGGAUCUCGCCGAUGAGCAGGAGAUAUCAGACGAGCUGAGGAUAUCCGACGAGCAGUAUCUCGCCGACGAGCAGGAUCUCCCUGACGAGCAAGAGAUAUCCGACGAGCAACAUAUGUUCGACGAGCAGGAUCUCGCCGACGAGCAAGAGAUGUCCGACGAGCAGGAUCUCUUUGACGAACAGCAUACCUCCGACGAGCAGGAUCUCCAGGACGAGCUGUAG